AUGGCGCAAAGGUCUCCGUGGAUUUUGCAAUUUGUUUGCAUACUAUUUUUAUUGAUUAAUGGCUGCGCGUUUACCUUUGCGGAAGAUGAUGAUUCUUCAAGCAGUAGUGAUACGUGCCCUGCCGACAGGGACAUGUUUACGAGGACAACAUUCAUCAAGAGGGUAAUGGGAUAUGCCUUCGACUCUUACCUGACAAGCCCAAUCCAGCGUCCAGGGGAUCAAAAGGAUGAACCAGAGGAUGGUGAUGACGAAAACCCUACCGAUUCGGGCGAUCAUGUUCUCCAUAGUGACGAUGAACACGAUCACUCGCAUGUGGACUCUGCGGAUGGAGAGGAUGCCAUGAACAGGCUCAAGAACGUGUUUGGUAAACACAGGCAGAAGCCGUACACCCGAGAGGAGUUCACUGAGAAGCUUCGUGAGAUCCUCAUGACCCCAGAUCCACUUUAUGGUACUGAGUACAACAAGGAUUGGGGCCGUGCUUGCAUGACCACGGACUAUGAGAUUCCCAACACGGAGGAUUUGAUUCACUUUAAUGUGUUUGACCCUUUCAUGCCUCCAGGCCUUCUGUUCGAGGAUCUCCGUUGCCUUCAUUUAUACAACGUAAAACCGGAGUAUCAUUUGUACAAGGUGCGCAUAGGUGAUAUGGUCCUCACACUUCGGCCCGACCUGGAAGAUGCAUCCUUGCAUCUUUUUGAAGACUCUUGGGGGCUGAUGGUGGUGCGCGUUUUGUUCACGGUUGACGGUGUCCUUCACCGCUAUGAGUACACUGAGAACGCCCGAGGAUCUCGAGUUUUCCACAAAACCAUGGGCCCCGCAAUGCAUUACGCAGCGCCCAAUACUGACACUACGGACUUGAACAAGUGGCUGGACGAGAAGUACUAUGCACUGUCUCGGCGCCGACCACCAAUUAUAGAAGAGGUGUUGACUCCUACCAAGGCUUAG
Babesia ovata is the source of this 942-nucleotide messenger RNA. RefSeq names its product signal peptide-containing protein, putative. Bases 1 to 942 code for a protein of 313 amino acids. The transcript has a single exon. The record is from RefSeq and is a predicted model, not a curated record. Lineage: Eukaryota; Apicomplexa; Aconoidasida; Piroplasmida; Babesiidae.